UCUCCCAUUCGCCGCCGCCGCCACCAGGCUCUGGUCGCUCUCCACUCCAUUCUCACUCAAGCUGCAAAUUGCAAGCGAGGCGAACGCCGGUGUGCUCAGACUCCAAAUCCGAGGUGUCGCCGUUCGAGAGAGCAAGAUCAUAGACCUGGACAGAUUAUGUUGCCUUGAGGAGACGGGGAGGUAGAUGAAUAGAAGCAUUUGCCACCACUUUCUCGCCCAGUGCAAAACGCUAAGAGAGCUCCAGAAAAUCCACGCCCAGGCCGUUGCGCAUGGUCUCCACCCACAUCACCAGUCCGUUUCCUGCAAAAUCUUCCGCUGUUAUGCUGACUUUGGCCGAGCAGCUGACGCCCGCAAGUUGUUUGAUGAGAUCCCCCGCCCUGACCUUGUCUUCUUUACUAGCCUCAUGUCCCUCCACAUCCAGUUAGAGCACCACCGUGAGGCUGUAUCCUUGUUCUCACGUGUUGUUGCUGAUGGUCCCCGCCCCGAUGGCUUUGCUGUUGUUGGUGCCCUCGCGGCUGCUGGUGGGGUUGGCGACCAGCAGGUUGGUAGUGCGGUGCAUGGCCUGAUUUUCCGGCUUGGAUUGGACUCUGAGGUGGUCGUUGGAAAUGCGUUGGUUGAUAUGUAUAGUCGAUGUGGGAGGUUUGAGUCCGCGGUAAUGGUGUUCGAUAGAAUGUUUCAGAAAGAUGAGAUCACUUGGGGUAGCAUGCUGCAUGGUUACAUCAAGUGUGCUGGUUUGGAUUUGGCAUUAUCAUUCUUUGAUCAGAUGCCUGUGAAGAGUGUAGUCUCUUGGACAGCACUGAUCACUGGUCAUGUACAAGGCAGGCUGCCCGUACGGGCUCUAGAGCUUUUUGGUAGGAUGGUACUGGAGGGCCAUCGUCCUACUCAUGUCACAAUUGUAGGUGUACUCUCAGCUUGUGCUGACAUUGGCGCUCUGGAUCUAGGACGUGUCAUUCAUGGAUAUGGAAGCAAAUGUAAUGCCAGCACAAACAUAAUUGUUAGCAAUGCUCUCAUGGAUAUGUAUGCAAAGAGUGGAAGCAUUGAGAUGGCAUUUUCCGUAUUCCAUGAAGUUAAAUCAAAGGAUGCUUUCACAUGGACUACUAUGAUCUCAUGUUUCACUGUCCAGGGGGAUGGGAGGAAAGCUCUUGAACUUUUUUGGGACAUGAUUAGGUCUGGGGUAGUUCCAAACACUGUAACCUUUGUCUCUGUUUUGUCUGCGUGCAGCCAUGCUGGAUUAAUAGAAGAAGGUAGAGAGUUGUUUGGUACAAUGCGUGAAAUAUACAAUAUAGGUCCCCACCUUGAGCACUAUGGAUGCAUGGUUGAUCUGUUAGGACGGGGAGGACUGCUAGAGGAAGCAGAAGCUCUAAUAGCUGAUAUGAAUGUGGAACCUGAUAUUGUUAUAUGGAGGUCACUUCUUAGUGCUUGCCUGGUUCAUCGCAAUGACAGGUUGGCUGAGAUUGCUGGAAAGGAAAUUUUAAAGAGAGAACCAGGGGAUGAUGGGGUUUAUGUCCUUCUUUGGAACAUGUUUGCCUCGUCAAAUAAAUGGAGAGAAGCUCGAGAGAUGAGGAAGGAAAUGUUGUCUAGGAAGGUCUUCAAAAAACCAGGGUGUAGUUGGAUAGAAGUUGAUGGUGCUGUCCAUGAGUUCUUGGUAGAGGACAAGACACACCACGCUCGAAGGGAAAUUUACGAAACCUUGGAGUGCAUGACCAGGCAGUUUAAGAUGGAUCUUAGAUCAUACUCUGUUGAUGGAGAAAUAAUAGUCUAGAUUCUAUAAUCAUAUACUGUCCAUUUCUAGCGUGACAUAUGGGUCGUCGCACUAAAUAGCCUUUUUGUUCCUAUAUUGUGUUUCACAAUCUUAUUGUACUUGGUAUCUUAUCAAUUUGUCUCCAUGUGACUCUAGAUCAAAAUUGUAGAGAUUCAGUGCUUGUACAUUGAUGGCAAUAUGUUGCAAUUGUUUCAGUUA
This is a messenger RNA of Setaria italica (foxtail millet), 1960 nucleotides long. RefSeq names its product transcription factor IIIA. Gene Ontology annotation, biological process: RNA modification; regulation of transcription by RNA polymerase II. Gene Ontology annotation, molecular function: protein binding; RNA binding. Gene Ontology annotation, cellular component: nucleus. Bases 185 to 1762 code for a protein of 525 amino acids. Lineage: Eukaryota; Viridiplantae; Streptophyta; Magnoliopsida; Poales; Poaceae. The transcript is spliced from 2 exons. The record is from RefSeq and is a predicted model, not a curated record.